Molecule: messenger RNA, 1200 nt
Organism: Ilyonectria robusta
Lineage: Eukaryota; Fungi; Ascomycota; Sordariomycetes; Hypocreales; Nectriaceae
Exons: 3
Coding region: 1-1200 (399 amino acids)
Molecular function (GO): nucleic acid binding
Source: RefSeq, a predicted model, not a curated record
AUGGCCGAAGAAGAUUUUGAGAUCGAUUUUUACGGCGACGCCAACAACGACCAUCAGCACCACGACGGACCACGGCACGAUGACCAUGACGGAAAUGACGACCAUGAUAGGCAUGACUACCACCGAGAUGACCACCGCCGAGAUAGCCACCAUCGAGAUGAUCACCACCGAGAUGACCACCGCCGAGAUGACCGGCGACAAGAUAACCACAAUGACCAACACAUGGACGAGCGACACUCUCAUGACAGCCAUGGUGGGUAUGACGGACAAGAUGACAGAUCCUCCUCUCACCAAGGAAUCAAGAGAAAAUCGGAGGAGGACGACAGACCAGUCGAUUCCAACGCCACAACGGCCCUUAUGAUUUCCGAACUCAACUGGUGGACAACUGACGACGACAUCCGGGGGUGGACGAGUCAAGCCGAUUGCGAGGACGAGUUGAAAGACAUUACCUUUAGUGAACACAAGGUCAACGGCAAGAGUAAAGGACAAGCGUAUCUCGAGUUCAGUUCCCCCCAAGCAGCAACCGCAACCAAGCAUUGCCUCGACCAGAUCCUCGCCGAGAACCAACCUGGCAUGAAGAAAGUAACCAUGUCAUACUGGAACCCGGCGAUCAACCCCUUCAAGACUCUUCCAAAGGAUGCGCCAACACGAGGUAAAGACCAGAACCGCACGCCAGGCGGCCCAUACAAUGACCGUGGAAACAUGGGUGGAAACAUGGGCGGCAACUUUGGUGGCGGCGGCUUCCGAGGACGCGGCGGGUACAACAACCGCGGCAACAUGAACCAGGGCAACUUCAACCGCAACUUCAACAACAAUAAUAACAACAUGGGAUUUAAUAAUAACAUGGGUGGCGGCUUCAACGGCAACAUGGGCGGUGGUGGCGGUAACUUUGGCUUCAACAACCGUGGUGGUAUGAUGGGCGGCGGUAUGCGCGGCGGUCCUGGUGGCAUGCGAGGCGGCCGUGGAGGUGGCAUGAUGGGUAUGAACCCUAUGGGCGGGAUGCCAAUGGGGAUGCCCGGAAACAUGAACAUGGGAAUGAUGGGUCCUAACGGGAUGGGUCCUAAUGGGAUGGGUCCUAAUGGGAUGGGUCCCAACGGGAUGGGUCCUAAUGGAAUGGGUCCCAAUGGAAUGGGUGGCGGCGGUGGAGGCGGCGGCGACUGGGGCAAUCCCCACGGCGCCAAACGACCACGACCAGAGUAG